GUGGCAUGUGACUGAUAUGUGUCCCCAGACGGUCCUGUUGUCAGUUCAGAGGGAGCUGACCACGCUGCAGGAGCUCAGUGGACACCAGAAGAAGAGAGCUGCAGAGAUCCUCCACCUGCUGCUCAGAGACCUCAGUGAGAUAGGAAGCCACCAUUGGGUACCAGCGACAUCAAGGUGAUGGCUGAAGGGACGGUAACGGUGGAGUGAUUGAGGAAGAGUUCACCAUGACCCGUCUCUUCAUCAGUAAGAUGAGGUCAGAGGUCAAAUCUCUGGUGAACCGCUCCAAGCAGCUGGAAAGCUCCCAGAGUGACACCUCAUGCAAGAUGGCCGCCAACGAGAAGGAGCUGGCUUCCUGUCAGCUGCUCAUCUCCCAGCACCAAGCCAAGAUCAAGUCCCUGACAGACUACAUGCAGAACAUGGAACAGAAGAAGAGACAGCUGGAGGAGAGUCAGGACGCUCUGACUGAGGAGCUGGCCAAGAUGCACGCUCAGGAAAUCACGAAGGUGUCAGUGGUGGACACGGACAAGAAGAGAGCAACACAUUUAACGUACUGGAGGGUGAACGAGGAAUUAAGAAAGACUCUAGAACAGCAGAUGGAGGCUCACAGAGAGGCCCACCAGAAGCAGCUGCCGGACUCAGAGGCACGAGAUCGAUGA
Salvelinus sp. IW2-2015 is the source of this 656-nucleotide messenger RNA. RefSeq names its product kinesin heavy chain-like. The record is from RefSeq and is a predicted model, not a curated record. NCBI's taxonomy places the organism in Eukaryota, Metazoa, Chordata, Actinopteri, Salmoniformes, Salmonidae.